Acyrthosiphon pisum (pea aphid) is the source of this 504-nucleotide messenger RNA. RefSeq names its product c-Myc-binding protein homolog. Gene Ontology annotation, cellular component: nucleus. Gene Ontology annotation, molecular function: transcription coactivator activity. Gene Ontology annotation, biological process: regulation of DNA-templated transcription. Bases 39 to 392 code for a protein of 117 amino acids. The transcript has a single exon. The record is from RefSeq and is a predicted model, not a curated record. NCBI's taxonomy places the organism in Eukaryota, Metazoa, Arthropoda, Insecta, Hemiptera, Aphididae.
UUUCACUUGGACAAGUAUUUAAUAUUAAAUUGUUAAAAAUGAGCAACCAAGGAAAUUCAUUUAACAACAAACGCGAAAACAUCAAAAAAUAUUUGAAUGAUUUAGGUCUUAUUGAAGCUUUGACCAACGUAUUAGCGAACCUUUAUAGAUCAGAACCCCGACCGACAGAUCCAUUGGAUUACAUUCGCACUCAUAUGACAGAAAUUGUUAAGGAAAGAGAAGAACUGAAAAUGCUUAAGGAAACCUAUGAUAGUAUGAUCAGUCAAAUUCAGGAAAUGGAAGAAGAGAAUAUGCAACUAGCAAAAACAAUUAAAGAGUUGGAAAACUAUGGGGAUGAGUUGAGCAAAUCCAAGUUGGAAGAAACUGAUGACAAUAACGUUAGAACAGAAUGAAAUAACCAACAUGCAUUUUUUGUUAGAUAAAUUGCAGUAACAUAAUAGAGUAUAAGAUAAUAUAACAUAAAUGUUGAAAAAUACAAGCAUAAUAUAAUUAAUAAAUAUCUCA